UGCAGGAGUCUGAACCCACGUGGAGCUGGCGGCCGUUGAUUGAGCCGGAGGGAGGGGCUGAGCCGUACACCGGGAGACUGGGCCCGACCGGAGACAGGCUCCUCCUACUGCGGGGCCCGGUGAGUCCUUUUUAAACAACGUCAGACAACAGCACCACUACCUCCCCUUGAAGAUGUUUCCUCAGAACAGGCCCCCAGCACAUCUCCAGGCAUCUGUGGCAGCAGGGGGGGCGUCUGGCCCUCCCCAGAGCCUAAAACUAACCUAUCCUGAGACUUUGGACCGAAUUAAGGAAGAAUUCCAGUUUCUGCAGAGUCAGUACCACAGUUUAAAGAUGGAGUGUGAGAAGCUUGCUACAGAGAAAACUGAGAUCCAGCGGCACUAUGUCAUGUAUUAUGAAAUGUCUUAUGGGCUGAAUAUUGAAAUGCAUAAACAGACAGAAAUCGCCAAGCGUCUGAAUGUUAUCUGUGCCCAACUUGUGCCCUUUUUAUCUCAAGAGCAUCAGCAGCAGGUGGUACAGGCUGUUGAAAGAGCCAAACAGGUGACCAUGGCAGAGCUGAAUGCUGCCAUCGGGGUACGUUUCAUCCCCCCUCAACUGACCGUGCACCAGCUGCAGGCUCAGCAUCUCUCCCACCAUGCACCCCCCAUUCCCUUGACUCCUCAUCCAUCCAGCCUGCAGCCCCCCAGCCUAGCUGCUGCCACUAGUGCCUCCAGCCUACUUGCCCUGUCUGGUGUCCUUGGUUUGCAAAGUCAGCUAGCUGCUAAAGAGGAUGCAGAGCACAGAGAGAGAGACCCAGGGCCUAGCUGUGUGACUCUCCCAAAUGGGGAUCGUGUAAGGUCGUUAUCUGAUUAUUUAAACAGUAACAAGAAACGUAAAACAGAAGAGAAGGAUUUUGGCACAGAUUACGGCAGCGAUGCUGACCGGAGUGAGGAUAACCUGGUGGUGGAUGAGGACCCUGCAUCCCCUCAUAGUGUCCACUCCUACUCCUCACGGGAGAAUGGUGUAGAUAAAUCAGCUCUACAAAGGAAAGAGCCGCCUCCUGCUAGCCCAAAUUCUAUGACCUCAUCCAGCAGUGUGUCUCCCUCAAGGAACAAAGAUCUGCCUGCGCAAGCGGAAAAAGCAGGUACUCCUGGCUUGAAGCCCAGCACACCAAACUCUCAGACUGAUAUGAGCACACCAGGGCCCAGUGGGACCAAUGCCUCUCAGUUUCGACCUCUCUCAGGCAAAUCUGCCAUUGACCCUCUUGCACUGGGGCUUCGUGCUCCUCUUGGUGGGCAAACGGGCUAUCCUGCAGCUUUCGGCAUUACUCACCCUUCUGUGAAUGCCGACGGAGCUGGAGCCUAUGCCGGCCUUCACCUUAUGUCUCCACAGAUCAAUGGGGCUACGGCUGCUGGGGCCUAUGGACGGGCAUCUCUUGUUGGUUAUGACCCUCAUGCCCACAUGCGAGGCUUGGGAGCUGCCAUGCCAGGAGCUUCAUCAGGAAAACCGGCAUACUCUUUCCAUGUAAGCGCCGAUGGACAGAUGCAACCCGUACCCUUCCCUCCUGAUGCCCUUAUUGGCUCGGGUAUUCCUCGUCAUGCCAGGCAACUCCACACACUGAAUCAUGGAGAAGUGGUUUGUGCAGUUACAAUUAGCAACUCCACACGUCACGUCUAUACCGGAGGCAAAGGAUGCGUCAAGGUGUGGGAUGUAGGCCAGCCUGGCACGAAAACACCAGUGGCACAGCUGGACUGUUUGAACAGAGAUAAUUACAUCCGCUCCUGUAAGCUCCUUCCGGAUGGCCGCAGUCUGAUUGUUGGAGGAGAGGCGAGCACGCUCUCGAUAUGGGACUUGGCAUCCCCGACCCCCAGGAUAAAAGCAGAGCUCACUUCCUCAGCACCAGCAUGUUAUGCCCUUGCAAUCAGCCCUGAUGCUAAGGUCUGUUUCUCAUGCUGUUCUGAUGGAAAUAUCGUGGUUUGGGACCUUCAGAACCAGACACUUGUCAGGCAAUUUCAGGGCCACACAGAUGGUGCCAGCUGCAUAGACAUUUCUCAUGAUGGCACCAAACUCUGGACUGGAGGACUGGAUAACACUGUGCGCUGCUGGGACUUGAGGGAAGGCAGACAGCUACAACAACAUGAUUUCAACUCUCAGAUCUUCUCUUUAGGGUACUGCCCCACUGGAGAGUGGCUGGCUGUUGGAAUGGAGAGCAGUAAUGUCGAGGUCCUUCACGUCUCCAAACCAGACAAGUACCAGCUACAUCUGCAUGAGAGCUGCGUCCUUUCCUUGCAGUUUGCUUCCUGUGGUAAAUGGUUUGUGAGCACUGGUAAAGACAAUUUGCUGAAUGCCUGGAGGACACCGUAUGGGGCAAGCAUAUUCCAGUCAAAGGAGUCCUCAUCUGUCCUGAGCUGUGACGUUUCCACUGAUGACCAAUUCAUUGUCACAGGCUCUGGAGACAAGAAAGCUACGGUCUAUGAGGUCAUCUACUGAAGGCCCCUAUCUAACCAAUCAUGGGGUCCCAUCUCACUGCACGGACCCUUGCAGGGUUGUCCCUCUGUCCCUUGGGUUAGUUUUUGUUUUUAGGUGUAUAUUUUAUCUGUAUUGGGCCACGUGUAUUUAAUAAUAAAACUUGAAAAUUA
Molecule: messenger RNA, 2616 nt
Organism: Spea bombifrons (plains spadefoot toad)
Lineage: Eukaryota; Metazoa; Chordata; Amphibia; Anura; Pelobatidae
Product: transducin-like enhancer protein 1
Exons: 21
Coding region: 173-2467 (764 amino acids)
Biological process (GO): regulation of DNA-templated transcription; negative regulation of canonical Wnt signaling pathway
Cellular component (GO): nucleus; transcription regulator complex
Molecular function (GO): transcription corepressor activity; protein binding
Source: RefSeq, a predicted model, not a curated record